Messenger RNA from Limulus polyphemus (Atlantic horseshoe crab), 1353 nucleotides. RefSeq names its product protein quiver-like. The transcript is spliced from 4 exons. The record is from RefSeq and is a predicted model, not a curated record. Gene Ontology annotation, biological process: regulation of synaptic transmission, cholinergic; sleep; positive regulation of voltage-gated potassium channel activity. Bases 89 to 550 code for a protein of 153 amino acids. NCBI's taxonomy places the organism in Eukaryota, Metazoa, Arthropoda, Merostomata, Xiphosura, Limulidae.
AAGGGUAUAACGCAUGGUGAUAACAGUGUCUGCGCUCAUGGCAACGAAAGUUAGGUACAGUUAAACUAACACAACUUUGGUAUCAAGAAUGUAUAAGUCAUCACAUUUAUGCGGUUUAUUUUAUAGGAAAUGGAAUGUAAUACUAGUUCUUCUGAUGUUCAUAUGGGUCUCUAGAGCAGAGGAAGAAUGCUUAUAUUCCACGAUUUUAUGCUACGAGUGUGACUCAAGGAUAGACACUCGUUGUAAAGACCCCUUCAAUUUCACAACACUCAAGCCUGAGCGAGACAACCCCCCUCUUCACGAGUGUAAUGGUUGCUGUGUCAAGAUAGUGACGAAAAAUAAAACUCCUCAAGAGAUUAUCCAGAGGACGUGCACAUCCAAGCUCAGCAUAAACCUAUUUCUCGUCGACCACGUGUGCAUGAGUGAAUCAGACUACACCGGUUUCAUGUGCUUUUGUGAAAGUGACAAAUGUAACUCGGCACCACCGCUGGCUAAAUUUCGUCAUAAUUUACUUUUCAUACUCUUAGUUUGUUACAAAAUGUUGCGAUAGAUACCCUUGCAGAACGUUAUAUCGAUGUUAUCUCCCUUACGAGUAUCUUUGUCCAUGAAGGUGGCCUGACAACAGACCAACAAAGUGGAUUUUUUUUCAAAAGUUGCGUGAUUUUUUCAGAUAUUCCAAGACUAGCUCAACGUAUACGUAAUAGGUCUAGUAGAACAAUUGAGGGCAACAGAAUCUUAACUUAUAAAUACUCACCUAUUUACACAGCUCCUCAAAAACUAGAUACUUCCUUGAUACUCAUGCUUUUUAAACGUCCAAUGUACUUUAAGCUACUUGUGAUAAUUACGAUUUUAUACAUUAUACGUAUUUGAGCUUAUAGAAUAUUUAUAGAGAAAAGGCUGUUGCCGUAUAAUACACAGAGUGGAAGCUGUCGUUCAAUGGUUACUGCGCAGACGCUAAUUGACCUAUUUUUUUGUGAAAUAGUAUUCGGCUUUUUUUUUGCUUUAGCAUAAAAUAUUUAUAAUUCUAAUGAACUUACUUCUUAAACAUUUGGCUUUACAGGUGUUAAGAUGGUAUUUUAUUACUACUAAUAAGCUUUAUGCUGUCUUUCCUGGUAUUAUAUACCAAAACAGCGAUGUUGAUCAAAUUCUUCUACCGUUUAUAUGUUUAUGUAUUGUUGAAUUUCUUCCUGUUUAUACCGAAGAAGACUAUGAACCAAUUUCCAACUAAAAGUUAUAUGUUACGCUUUACACAAAACCUACGUAGGUUAGCUUUACUGUGUUUAACAAAUGACUUGUAAAAACAAGAGGUUUGGUGCUUAAAAUGUCUUUGAUGACAAAAAAAUAAAUAAAAUA